Molecule: messenger RNA, 1185 nt
Organism: Prunus armeniaca (apricot)
Lineage: Eukaryota; Viridiplantae; Streptophyta; Magnoliopsida; Rosales; Rosaceae
Source: the annotation of a GenBank genome assembly
AUGGGGAGUGACUCUGGAGAUGAAACGGCAUCUUACUCCCAGGUAGAUGAUGGGGUUGUACAGAAUAAUGUGAUUCAUGUUGACCAAAAUGCUGGUGAUGAUACUCAAAAAACAGAGGAAUGCUGCAGAGACAUGUGCAUAUCAAGCAACAACGACAAAAUAGAAAUCCAAUCGGAGGUGAAACAUGAACGUCGUUAUCUGAAAUCAGGUGAUUUACAUAAGGAAAACAAAUGUAUUAUGGAGAUCAGUGAAGACGUUGAGAGGAAGGCUUUGCAAGCUAAAUUGGACAAAAUGGUUAAGGACUUGGAGGAGGUCAGAUUACUCAAUAGCCACUUUCAAGAGGAUCGGCUAUUACAGUUGUCUCACCAGAAACAGACUGAAAUAGUCUGUGAACAGGUUGAGAAGGAGACAGCAAACAGAAUUCUUCAUUUACAGGAAGAGGUUGCUGCCCUUCAGUUUGAACUUGAUGAGAGAUUACACUGCAUGAUUCAGGAAAAUAAGGUACUGAAAAACACCAUUGCAGCUAAAGAGGAUGAGAUAAGGUCACUGAGUGUGGAGUGGGAAAAGGCAACCUUUGAACUAACAAGAUUCCUCCUAGAUGGUUCUAGAUCCCUCAAAAAUGCCUCCAGCCAAAUAGAAAGUAUUGGUUGUUCAUUUCCUCAAGCUAAUGUUUGUAUUAGUGAAGAUGUCCAGAGGGCUGCCAAAGUUUGCAUGGAAAAGGAAGAAACAAUUGAACUAAUACAAAAGAGUUUGGAAGACGCUCAAAAGAUGGUAACAGAAAUGGGACAGAAGUUAAGUUCCUUGAAGGGAGCAGCAAUUGCUUUAAGUGAACUCCAAUAUCUGGAUAAUGAUGAAACCAAAGAGGAAACUUCCUUCUGCAUGCGGUUGGAUGAGCAGACCAACAUGGUAGAGAUGCUAGAGAGGAAACUUAUAUUCAAGGAAAUUCAGGUCAAAGAAGCAGAAAAUUGUGCCAAUGCUGCAUUCCUUGUAAUAAAAGGUGACAGACAAAACAGAGAGAAACAUUCCCAUCUCAAUACUAGGUUAGGAAUAUUGGAGUCUGAGAAUGCUAUCGAAGCAUUUUAUGCACAUACAGAAAUGCAUAUAGUGGCCCUUGAGACCAACAUCACCGAAGUUUCUGAUGAAUACAAGGAGUUGGUUCAAAACUUGUUGAGUCGCUUUCAUUAG